Messenger RNA from Caenorhabditis elegans, 1248 nucleotides. It is a transcript of the gene frpr-11, whose product is annotated as G-protein coupled receptors family 1 profile domain-containing protein. NCBI's taxonomy places the organism in Eukaryota, Metazoa, Nematoda, Chromadorea, Rhabditida, Rhabditidae. The coding region runs from base 85 to 1197 and encodes 370 amino acids. The transcript is spliced from 7 exons. Gene Ontology annotation, biological process: G protein-coupled receptor signaling pathway; signal transduction. The record is from RefSeq and is marked reviewed. Gene Ontology annotation, molecular function: G protein-coupled receptor activity. Gene Ontology annotation, cellular component: membrane.
UUUCAGCAACACAAAACUAUCAUGAUUUAACAACAAAUUAAAAGUGGUGCUCUCAUCGGUUUUCAACAUUUAAAAGACUAUACAAUGCCUCUAUACCACUAUGGGGAGACUCAUUUCAAGUUGGAGCACAUGUCGUUAAAUACAACUGCUUCCUCAUCUUUAAACUCACACAGUUAUGAUAUGGUUGAAGUGUUUGCUAUGAUUAUGUUGCCAUUAAUACUAAUUGGGAUAUUCGGAAACAUUAUAUCCAUCUAUGUGUACAGCAGACAUCAUAUGAACAAAAACACGAUUGGUUUCCUUCUUCUCAGUCUAUCAACAAUUGAUCUCAUUGUUCUUAUCACCGCAAUGCCAUCGUUUGGAACCUAUAAAUUUCCAUUUUUCCCCGGUUACCAUGAAAUUGGUUCCGUUCACACAAUUUUUAGUGCAUUCUGUUUAAUCUAUUUUUAUCCACUUAUGUGCAUGGGAAAAAUGAUGGGUCAAUACAUCAUUGUGCUAAUUUCUGUGGAAAGAUGGUUUGCAGUAUGUAGGCCCCUACAAGUACAAAUUUGGUGCACACAGAAGAAUACUAUACGGGCUAUGACCUGCAUAAUCGCAAUUUCAAUUUUGUUCAAUGCUCCUAGGUUCUUCGAGUUCAAGGCCAAUCUAAUCACAGGUGUCAUCGGUUUUGGUCUAGCACAUAUUUCAAAAAAUGAAUGGUAUUUCUACUUAUAUUAUGGAAUUCGUGCAAUAAUUUUUGACGCAUUGAUACCGUUUUCUAUCAUUGCUGUAACAAAUAUUCAAGUUAUCCAGCAGCUUCGAAAAUCAAACGAAGAAAGAAAAUUGAUGACAACGCAACAACAAAAAGAUAACAAAACUACUACAAUGCUUUUGGUUAUGAUAUUUAUGUAUGCGAUUUGUCAUUUUUUAUGUACAAGUGUCAAGUUUAUCAAUUUGUUCUCCCAUAAUUAUGUGCAAUUUCAGUUCGUUAUAUUUAAAAUCAUUCAUCACAUAUCGAAUGUACUUCUAGUCUUUUACUCUGCCUCAACAUUCUUCAUUUAUCUCAUAUUCUCUGAAAAAUAUCGAAAUGUUCUCUCUACAUGUGUUACUUGCAGAAAUACUGAUGAAUUAACAGUAUCAAGUCGAGGAAGACAGAAUACAAAAACUACCCGAUCAAAUUCUCAAAAUGGUUAUACAGCGAUCAAAAAUGAGAAGACAUAAUUUGUCUGAAUUAUAAAAUUUUUUUAUCGAGUAAAAAAUUUAAAAUUUGUC